GGUAACAUAGGAAAAAAAGGGUAUCAUUUAAGGAAAAAAAACCUCUGAGAAAAAUCAAAAGCGAGAGAAGAAGAAGAGCAACUAGAAACAAAAGCGUAACAGAGAAGACGACUAAGUAAUAAAAAAGACGAAGAAUGAGUGGUGGUGGUGGUGUUUCAAUCAAAUCCGAUGAUAAAAAGGAUGAGAAGCCAGCAGCUGCCAUGUUACCUCUCAAACCAACCGCUUCUCCUUCUUCCAUGGAAACGCAAUCCGGCGGCGGUUACGUUAAAACAAACAAACAGCGGCGGAAACGCAACUGCAAAAUCUGCGUUUGUUUCAGUAUCCUCCUCUUCCUCCUCAUCUUCAUAGUCAUCCUCAUCUUAGCUUUCACUCUCUUCAAACCUAAACGCCCCGUCACCACCAUCGAUUCCAUCUCCGUCGACCGUCUCCGAGCUUCCGUCAACCCUCUCCUCCUCAAAGUCCUCUUAAACCUAACCCUCAACGUCGAUCUCUCUCUUAAAAACCCUAACCGAGUCGGAUUCAGCUACGGCUCCACGUCGGCGCACUUGAAUUACAGAGGCCAGCUGAUCGGGGAAGCUCCACUCGCGGCCAGCCGAAUCGCGCCGCGGAGUACGCACCCUUUGAACUUGACGCUGACGCUCAUGGCGGAUCGUUUGCUCUCUGAAUCGGAGCUUUUGUCUGAUGUCAUGGCUGGCGUCAUCCCGCUCAACACUUUCGUUAAGGUCUCUGGUAAAGUAAGCGUUCUCAAAAUCUUCAAGAUUAAAGUCCAGUCGUCUUCUUCGUGUGAUCUCAACAUCUCUGUUUCGGAUCGUAAUGUCACCAGUCAGCACUGUAAAUAUUCUACUAAGUUAUAAACCAGAUCUUCAAACGCCUUGUUUUUAGAUCUACUACACUACUUUUGUCUUCUUGUUUUGUUUUUUUUUUGGUAUUUUGAAUUUGGUACAACACUAUGAUGUAUCUUCUUCUCUCCAUGUAUGUAUUAUUUGCUUUUGAUCAAUAGAGAUUUGCUUCUUCUUUUUUCCA
Capsella rubella is the source of this 1023-nucleotide messenger RNA. RefSeq lists its product as uncharacterized. The transcript has a single exon. Gene Ontology annotation, cellular component: plasma membrane. NCBI's taxonomy places the organism in Eukaryota, Viridiplantae, Streptophyta, Magnoliopsida, Brassicales, Brassicaceae. The record is from RefSeq and is a predicted model, not a curated record. The coding region runs from base 135 to 854 and encodes 239 amino acids.